AUGGCCACCAUUCAGCAGCUCGUAGGAAGAUGGCUAUUGAUAAGCAGCAAUGGCUUCGACGAAUACAUGAAGGAGCGAGGUGUUGGAAUGGCUCUGCGGAAAAUGGGUGCGAUGGCCAAACCAGAUUGUGUCAUCAGUGGUGAUGGCAAUCACAUCACUGUCAAAACUGAGAGCACUUUGAAAACAACACAGUUUUCAUGGGGAGAAAAGUUUGAAGAAACUACAGCUGAUGGCAGAAAAACUCAAACCGUCUGCAACUUUACAGAUGGUGCAUUGGUUCAACAUCAGGAAUGGGAUGGGAAGGAAAGUACAAUAACAAGAAAACUUGAAGAUGGGAAAUUAAUGGUGGAAUGCGUCAUGAACAAUGUCACCUGUACCCGGGUCCAUGAAAAAGUAGAAUAAAAGAUUCUAU
Molecule: messenger RNA, 412 nt
Organism: Talpa occidentalis (Iberian mole)
Lineage: Eukaryota; Metazoa; Chordata; Mammalia; Eulipotyphla; Talpidae
Product: fatty acid-binding protein 5-like
Biological process (GO): fatty acid transport
Cellular component (GO): cytosol; nucleus
Molecular function (GO): fatty acid binding
Source: RefSeq, a predicted model, not a curated record